ACAGUCGCGCCAUUUUUGAAACCCAACAUGGCUACCGUGUUGAGCUUUUCGAUGGCUGAAGUGAAGAGAGAUCUGCUUUAUGCAGCAAAGGAAUGUUCUGAUAGGGGACUGGUUCACUCUUCAAAAUGGUCUGCAGAGCUCGCUUGUUCUAUUCCUACACCAACUACCAUUGAACUUUUGCCAAAACACAACCACUACGAUACGCAGUUUACCAAAGAAUACGAUGUUUUUUGUCUGGGCAAAGCUUUGUUUGAUAGCAAAGAGUUUGAAAGAGCAGCUUUCUUUCUGGCGGAGUGUAAAAGUCAUAAGGCCCUCUUUCUGCGUUUUUAUUCAAGUUUCCUGGCAGGAGAAAAACACAAGAAUGAUGAUCAUGUUGAUAUUCUAGGUCCACAAGAAAUAGUCCAGAAUAAAGUAUUGACUACCCUAAGAGAAAAUCUAUCUGAAAACCAUAAGCAUCUUGAUGGAUUUUGUCUUUACCUGUAUGGUUUAGUACUGAAGAAGCUUAACCUAAAAACUGAAGCAUUAGCUGUGUUACUUGAAGCAGUAGCAAAAGAGCCAUUACACUGGGGAAGCUGGUUAGAGCUUGCUUCCCUAUGCACAGAUAAAGACAUGUUGCACAGUCUAACAUUGCCUGCUCACUGGAUGAAAGAGUUUUUCUUGGCUCAUGUUGCCAUAGAAAUACAGACAACUGAAGAAGGCCUGCACAGGUACAAUGAACUUGCUGCUGCUUGCUUUGGAAAAAGCAACUAUGUACUGCUCCAGACAGCACUUGCAAACUAUCAUUCAAGAGACUUUGACAAAGCAGUUGAACUCUUUACUGAGUUACAGAAGAAGGACCCCUUUUCCCUGGAGCAAAUGGACACUUAUUCUAAUAUACUUUAUGUCAAGGAGAUGAAACCAGAGCUAAGUUAUCUUGCACAUCACAUUUCUCAGAUUGAUAAAUACAGAGAAGAAACAUGCUGCGUUAUAGGUAACUACUACAGCCUGCGUGGUCAACAUGAAAAGGCAGUGAUGUACUUUCAGAGAGCUCUGAAGCUCAAUCCCCAAUACACGUCGGCAUGGACAUUGAUGGGUCAUGAAUACAUGGAAUUGAAGAACCCCUCUGCUGCAAUCGAAUCAUAUAGAAAAGCAAUAGAGGUGAACACUAGAGAUUAUAGAGCAUGGUAUGGACUUGGGCAGACAUACGAGAUACUCAAGAUGCCAUCAUAUUGCUUAUACUAUUACAGACAAGCACAGAAACUGAGACCAAAUGAUUCAAGGAUGCUGGUUGCUCUUGGCGAUUGUUAUGAAAAAUUAGAAAAACUGCAAGAGGCUAAGAAGAGCUACUUCAGGGCUAUAUCUGUAGGGGAUGUGGAAGGAAUAGCAGUCAUCAAACUUGCAAGGCUCCAUGAACAACUACAAGAAGAAGAUGAUGCUACCAAAUAUUAUUUACGCUACAUUGAACAAGCUGAUAUUAUAGGAGUUAUAUCUCCUGAGGAGGUUUGCAUUGCAUACAUUUUUAUGUCAAGGUACUAUCUCAAAAGAAAGAAACUUGAAGAUGCUGAAUUGUAUGCCCACAAAUGUUGUGAAUACAGUGAGAGUCGUGAGGAAGGGAAAAGUCUGUUAAGAGAAAUUUCCCUGGCAAGAAGCAGAGGUGAAGGGGAAGCAGACACAUCUGACCUGUAUCAGCAUGAAACAUCUAUAGGGCAUAACAUUACAAGUGUUCCUCCAAACACAAUGUCGCCAUCACUCAAUCCUGUCUCUCCCAUGAAUUUGAACUUUAAUACUCCAUAAAUAUGUUUUGUAAGUACAUGUUAAUACAUUUUUCUCAUGAGAAGAAAAGCAGAAUUCCUGAAGUAGCACAUUUUAGCAUUGGGCAUCACUGCUUCAAGGCCCAUAGCGAGGUUAAAAAUAUUGAGGUUGACUAGGUCAAACAAGUCCAUGCGUUAUUAACAGAACUAAAAUUUUCAGUUUUUAAUAUAAAUGGGGAGGCAGCCUACUUUGUUAAUGGCCUGACUAUCACGAAAUUACUUGCAAUGACAACCAAGCUAUAGAAUUGAGAUGGUAAACAUCAUAUACAAUGUGAUGUUUCUUGCAAGUUUGCACGAGAAAUUGCCUAGUGCAGCAUACCAAAAUCAAGGACCAGGGACCACACUUA
This is a messenger RNA of Actinia tenebrosa (Australian red waratah sea anemone), 2137 nucleotides long. Its product is annotated as cell division cycle protein 23 homolog. The record is from RefSeq and is a predicted model, not a curated record. Gene Ontology annotation, molecular function: protein binding. NCBI's taxonomy places the organism in Eukaryota, Metazoa, Cnidaria, Anthozoa, Actiniaria, Actiniidae. Gene Ontology annotation, biological process: protein ubiquitination; cell division; positive regulation of mitotic metaphase/anaphase transition. Gene Ontology annotation, cellular component: anaphase-promoting complex.